AUGUCUCUAAUUCAGAAGCUCAAAGCAUAUCUUGAUGAUGCCUUCAAGAUAAAAGAUUUAGGUGAAUUAGGUUAUUUCCUUGGGAUUGAAGCACGAAGGAAUGAGGCUGGUCUGAAUCUAUGCCAGCGUAAAUAUGCUCUAGACAUUUUAACAGAAACAGGCUUCCUUGAGUGCAAGCCUGCAUCCUCCCCUAUGGUACCUGGUCUUCGCUUAUAUCACGGGGAUGGCGAGCUGCUUACUGACAUCGGCUCCUACAGAAGACUUGUUAGCCGCCUUCUAUAUCUCACGGCCACAAGGCCGGACAUUGCAUACGUCGUACAACAAUUGAGUCAAUUUGUAGACGCUCCUACUAACAAACAUAUCAGUGCUGCUCACCAUGUUCUGCGAUGCAUCAAACGAGCACCCGGCCAAGGGAUAUUCUAUCCAAAAGGUGAAGCUUUGCAGCUCAAUAUGUUUUCAGAUUCCGACUGGGCAACAUGUUCGGAAACUCGUCGCUCCAUCACUGGAUUCUGCAUAUUUUUCGGCGAUGCCCUGAUUUCUUGGAAAUCUAAGAAGCAAACGACGGUUUCCAGGUCAUCUUCCCAGGCCGAAUAUAGGGUGUUAGUGUUGAGAAACCUCAAGGACUAG
Ipomoea nil (Japanese morning glory) is the source of this 627-nucleotide messenger RNA. RefSeq lists its product as uncharacterized. Lineage: Eukaryota; Viridiplantae; Streptophyta; Magnoliopsida; Solanales; Convolvulaceae. The record is from RefSeq and is a predicted model, not a curated record. The transcript has a single exon. Bases 1 to 627 code for a protein of 208 amino acids.